Molecule: messenger RNA, 309 nt
Organism: Hansenula ciferrii
Lineage: Eukaryota; Fungi; Ascomycota; Saccharomycetes; Phaffomycetales; Wickerhamomycetaceae
Product: glutaredoxin
Exons: 1
Coding region: 1-309 (102 amino acids)
Biological process (GO): cellular response to oxidative stress
Cellular component (GO): cytoplasm; nucleus
Molecular function (GO): glutathione disulfide oxidoreductase activity
Source: RefSeq, a predicted model, not a curated record
AUGGCUAGAAAAGAAGUUGUCUCAAAAGUUAAAUCUUUAAUUGAAUCAAAUAGCAUCUUUAUUGCUUCAAAAACUUAUUGUCCAUUUUGUCAAGAAACUUUAGCUACUUUUAAAGAUUUAAAUGUUCAACCUUAUAUCUUACAAUUAAACACUAUUGAUGAUGGUUCAGAUAUUCAAGAUGCUUUAGCUGAAAUCACUGGUCAAAAAACCGUUCCAAAUGUCUUUAUUGAUGGUAAACAUAUUGGUGGUAAUUCUGAUGUUCAAUCUUUAAAACGUUCAGGUGAAUUGAAAAAAGCUUUAAAAUUAUAG